AUGCCCCAAACUCCACACAUGGAUCGACGGCUCCAUGAGGCCAUCCUGAAAGGAGAGGUCCCUGCCUUCCAUGGUCUGAUUCAAGAAAAUGAACAUAUUAUUAAUCAAACAAUUCCAGGGUCGUUAAGCACCAUUUUACACUUAGCAUCACGUUUUGGGCACGUAGAAUUGGCUAAGGAGAUUGUGAAGUUGAGGCCGGAAUUGGUGUUCGAGGUGAAUGAGACGUUGGAGACCCCAUUGCAUGAAGCUUGCAGAGAAGGGAAGAUGGAAAUGGUGAAGUUCUUGGUGGAGACUGACCCUUGGCUGGUUUACAAGGUGAAUCAAGACAACGAGAGUGCCCUAAUUGUGGCAUGUGAAAGAGGGAAACUUGAUGUUGUGGACUAUCUCUUGAAUUUUCAAAAACUACUAAUGUUGGAACUUGAUGGCUUCACUACUUCUCUUCAUGUUGCAGCUGCAGGAGGUCAUACAGACAUUGUAAAGUUAAUCUUGAAGGCACGCCCGGAAUUUUCUGGGAAAAAGGAUGUUCAGGGAUGCACACCUUUACACCUAUGUUGCAAGAAAGGCCACCUUGAAGUAACCAGGGAGCUAUUGAGGUUUGACUCUGACCUCUCUUCCUUGCAAGACAAUGAUGGCCGAACCCCACUUCAUUGGGCAGCAAUCAAAGGAAGAGUGAACAUCAUCGACGAGAUACUCUCAACAAGUCUUGAAUCUGCUGAACUGAUUACUAAACAUGGAGAGACAGUUCUCCAUCUGGGGGUGAAAAACAAUCAAUAUGAAGCUGUUAAGUAUCUUACCGAGAUGCUCAACAUCACAAAGCUUGUUGACAAGCCGGAUAAUGACGGGAAUACAGUUCUGCAUCUAGCUACUGCUGGGAAGCUUAGUACUAUGGUCAUCUACUUAUUGAAGCUUGGUGCUGAUGUCAAUGCUAUAAACCGAAGGGGACAAACCGCUCUUGAUGUAGUUGAGUCUGAUGUGAGCAAUUCUGGUGCUCUUUUGAUUCUACCUGCAUUACACGAUGCUGGAGGCAGGAGAAGCGAUCAAUUGCCACCAAGUUCACUUGAACUUCAACUAAUAGAACAGGAAAAGAGUUUGCCUUCUUCAUCACCAAAGCGAAUGCCUGAAUAUACCACUAAGCAUCACCGUCGUUCUCAGCAUCGCCGCCGAGAGAAGCAGCUAGAGCUUCAGACUGAGGGUCUACGAAAUGCUCGUAACACGAUUACUGUUGUGGCAGUUUUGAUAGCCACCGUUACAUUUGCUGCUGGGAUAAACCCUCCGGGGGGUUUUAGACAAGAGACAGGGGAAAGCAUAAUGGGGAGGCAUACUUCUUUCAAGGUCUUUGUGGUGUGCAACAUCGUGGCAUUAUUCUUGUCCCUUGGCAUUGUUGUUUUCCUAGUCAGCAUUGUCCCAUUUCAGCGAAAAUCCAUGAUGAAAUUGUUGGCGGUGACACAUAAGGUUAUGUGGCUGUCCACGUCGUUCAUGGCGGCCGCUUAUAUUGCUGCCAUGUGGGCUACUUUGCCACACCGGCCAGGGCGGGGGAUGAAAUGGGUGUUUGUGGCAAUAGUGGCUAUUGGGGGAGGGUGCACCAUGGCAAUUUUUGUGGGCUUGGGGGUUAUGCUUGCAAAGCACUGGCUCAGGAAAUGGGAAUGGAGGCGAAGGAAGGAAAAAAGGAAGAACGAAAGCCCAACUAGUAGCGUCAGUCGUGUUGAAGAACUAGGUAUGAUGAGAAAAGGAAGCCACGACUCUAGUAAUUCAGAUGUUGAUAGCUCCGAUAAAGGGGGUUACCACUUGUAUUAG
This is a messenger RNA of Dovyalis caffra, 1794 nucleotides long. NCBI's taxonomy places the organism in Eukaryota, Viridiplantae, Streptophyta, Magnoliopsida, Malpighiales, Salicaceae. The record is from the annotation of a GenBank genome assembly.